AUGGCGUAUGAAAAAGUAUCCUUCCGCACACUUGAUGGCUUGACACUACGAGGUCACCUCUACUUGGCAAAAGGCGGGCAAUUAGGACCGGCAGUGAUUCUUUUACCGGGAUUCAGCUUCAUCAAGGAGAUUCUGGUACCAAAGGUGGCUGAACAUUUUCAAACUGCCGGCAUCACGGCAUUGUCAUUUGAUCCUCGGAGCCUGGGCGAAAGUGAUGGGUCACCGCGGCGCGAUAUCGACCCAUCCAGGCACGUGGCCGACUUGCACGAUGCCCUGACCUACUUGCAGACGCUUUCCGAAGUGGGCGCAGACCGCAUCGGAUUCUGGGGUUUUUCUUUCAAUGGCGUCGUCGCCCUCAACGCGGCAGCGCUGGACAAGCGAGCGAGAUGCGUCAUUGCCGUCUCGCCUCUGACGGACCUCUCGUACCCAGAGGACGGCCUGCGGGAAAUGCUAGCUGCUGCCAUGGAGGAUCGCGCCGCACAGCUGGCCGGCAAGGCGCCUCGCUAUGUCCCCGUCGUCCAAAAGGACGGCAACUGCCCCUUUGGGUGGGGUGCCGGCACAAGUCUAAUUGAGUACGGUGUGGCCGAGCGCUCUGCGGCAAUGUUUGAGAAUUACUGCAAUGAAAUGUCUGUCCAGAGCCACUAUCGCAUCUCCACGUGGAGGCCAUACGACCUGAUACCGCUUGUCGCGCCUACACCAGCGAUGAUAGUCACUGCAGAGCUCGACUACAUGUCUCCGCCAGAGAAGCAGAAGGCAUUGUUUAACAGGCUUACAGGGCCCAAGGAGUAUCAAUCGGUGCCAGAAAAGGGCCACAUGGACUUGCUGGGCGGCAAAGGAUUCGAGAAUAUCAUGGCCAAGCAGGUAGAUUUCCUCAUAAGACAUCUCGCCAAGCAAAGCAAGAUGAAGGCGGCCUUGUAA
Pestalotiopsis fici W106-1 is the source of this 918-nucleotide messenger RNA. RefSeq lists its product as uncharacterized. Lineage: Eukaryota; Fungi; Ascomycota; Sordariomycetes; Amphisphaeriales; Sporocadaceae. The transcript is spliced from 2 exons. The record is from RefSeq and is a predicted model, not a curated record. Bases 1 to 918 code for a protein of 305 amino acids.